Messenger RNA from Medicago truncatula (barrel medic), 1141 nucleotides. RefSeq names its product allene oxide cyclase, chloroplastic. The transcript has 3 exons. NCBI's taxonomy places the organism in Eukaryota, Viridiplantae, Streptophyta, Magnoliopsida, Fabales, Fabaceae. Gene Ontology annotation, biological process: jasmonic acid biosynthetic process. Gene Ontology annotation, molecular function: allene-oxide cyclase activity. The record is from RefSeq and is a predicted model, not a curated record. The coding region runs from base 157 to 909 and encodes 250 amino acids.
CCACCGUCCAUAUUCCAUUGACCAUUGAACUAGCAUGUUGUAUAUUAUAUCUUCACUAUAUAUAUAAAUCACCAUUGCAUAUUUUAUUCAUCACACAAGCUAGUAAGAAUCAACAAACAAUAUAACUAAGCAAUUUUAUUCUAUCAUCUAACAACAAUGGCCUCUUCAAGCUAUGCUUUGAGAACUAUUCCAUCGUCCUUUGUUAGACCAACUGCUUUUGCCACCACCCCAAGAUCCUUUCUCACCCCCUCAUCUGCUUUCACACCCUUCACUUCAUCAAAGAACCUAAAGAUGAACGCUGCAUUCUCAAAAUCUUGCUUUUCUUCAGUGCCUAUGAAAUCUUUUACUUGCAAAAGCCAAGUAACUGAGUAUGCUGACACUGAAAAAGUUCAAGAAAUGCAUGUGUAUGAGCUUAAUGAGAGAGACCGUGGUAGCCCAGCUUACUUGAGAUUAAGCAAUAAAAGUGUCAAUUCUCUUGGUGAUUUGGUCCCCUUUAGCAACAAAUUAUACACAGGAGAUCUACAAAAACGUAUUGGAAUAACAACUGGUAUUUGCAUUUUAAUCGAACACAAAGCUGAAAAGAAAGGUGAUAGAUAUGAAGCAAUCUACAGUUUCCAUUUUGGUGAUUAUGGUCACUUAGCAGUUCAAGGACCAUAUUUAACCUAUCCUGAGGACACUUAUCUAGCUGUGACUGGUGGUUCUGGAAUAUUUGAAGGUGUUAAGGGUCAAGUGAAGUUGCAUCAAAUUGUUUUUCCAUUCAAGAUUUUCUAUACAUUUUAUUUGAGAGGUAUUAAGGAUUUGCCACAAGAGCUUCUUGGUAAACAUGUUGAGCCUUCUCCUGCUGUUGAAGCUUCUCCUGCUGCUAAAGCUCUUGAGCCUCAUGCUGUCAUUGCUGGUUUUACAAAUUAGUUAAUUUUGUUGGUGGUUUUUGUUUCUUGUUUAGUGGAGAAAUAAUAAGUGGUUUGAUGAUUGAUUUUGUAAUGGAGAUUUUUCUUUUUGCAUAAUGCUUGGUAUGAGUAGUUGUUUGAAUAUGACAAGGAAAAAAAAUGAUGCAAAAGUACCAUGUGGUUGUCAUCAUUGAAUUUGGACCAUAAAUUAAUAUUUCAGUUGGAAUUUGGACCAUAUAUUUAUUUUUCAGUAA